CAGCCAAGCCAACCAACCAUCACGCCACGCCGACGACCCUCGAGGCUCGAGUUUUGACAGCGGACGCCCGCGCCGACGACCCGGCCAGCCACCCGCUCGCCCUCCAUGGCUCUGGCUCCCACGCCGCCGCAGCAGCGGCCGACGAUGCGCCACUCCUCGGCGUUCCUCCUCCCACCGCCCUCCCCGUCCUCCUCGCCCGCGCCCGGUGGCGGCCCCGCCGACGCCGCCACCGUCGCGCUCGUCGUCCUUAACCAGCCGCUGCCCCGCUUCGCGCCCCUCCUCUGGUCCCGCGCGGCGCUGCGGGUGUGCGCGGACGGCGGCGCCAACCGCGUCUUCGACGGCAUGCCGGAGCUGGUCCAAGGCCAGGACGCCGGCGAGGUCCGCGCGAGGUACAAGCCAGAUGUAAUCAAAGGGGAUAUGGACUCAGUAAGACCAGAAGUGAAGGAAUAUUAUUCCAACUUGGGUACCAAAAUAGUUGAUGAGUCACAUGAUCAGGACACCACUGAUUUACACAAAUGUAUAUCUUUUAUAGCUAAGAAUUCAACUGUUGCAGACAAAUCUAACCUCUGCAUCCUUGUCCUUGGUGCGUUAGGAGGAAGGUUUGAUCAUGAGAUGGGAAAUAUCAAUGUACUUCAUAUAUUCCCAAACAUUAAUAUCAUCCUCCUAUCGAAUGAUUGUCUGAUCUUUCUCCUCCCAAGAACACACGCCCAUGAGAUCCACGUUGAACGGUCGAUUGAAGGCCCCCACUGUGGGUUGAUCCCAAUUGGGAUGCCGUCAACUAGCACCACGACCACUGGACUCCGGUGGAAUUUAGACAAUACCAGCAUGAGCUAUGGAGGAUUGAUCAGCACGUCAAACAUCACGGAAGAGGACAAGGUGACGGUCACCUCAGCGUCCGAUCUUAUCUGGACAAUAUCGCUCCAGAACUGAAUCUACAGAGUACCAUUAUCUGUACCAAUACAAGGUUCCUAUUUUGUCUCAUGUGUUCUGCACCACGGAGAUGUACCUGAUUACUACCAGCAGAAAGGACAAUAUAUUCCGUUGCCCUUGAUGUUGCAAACCUGAUAGAGAGUUAUUAUAUGUAAUUUGGCGGUUCUGAUUAACAAGAUAUGGCUUUGUGUUUGCAAAAAGUUCAACUAUGUGUAAUGGGCUAUUGAAGUAUCUGUUGUGCCAA
Panicum hallii is the source of this 1174-nucleotide messenger RNA. Its product is annotated as thiamine pyrophosphokinase 3-like. The transcript has 6 exons. The record is from RefSeq and is a predicted model, not a curated record. Gene Ontology annotation, biological process: thiamine diphosphate biosynthetic process; thiamine metabolic process. NCBI's taxonomy places the organism in Eukaryota, Viridiplantae, Streptophyta, Magnoliopsida, Poales, Poaceae. The coding region runs from base 106 to 930 and encodes 274 amino acids. Gene Ontology annotation, molecular function: thiamine diphosphokinase activity; ATP binding; thiamine binding.